Messenger RNA from Racocetra persica, 322 nucleotides. The record is from the annotation of a GenBank genome assembly. NCBI's taxonomy places the organism in Eukaryota, Fungi, Glomeromycota, Glomeromycetes, Diversisporales, Gigasporaceae.
CAAACAAUUUUGCUAUUCGUGAACUUGCUAAGCAACUUACUUUUCUUUCAAUUAAUAUUAAUGUUGAGCUAUUUCAAAACCGCUGCUUGGCACAUAUUAUAAAUCUAAUUGUCCAGGAUGGUAUAAAAAAAAUUUCAAAUAUUAUUAAGAAGGUCCGUGAUUGUGUUAAAGCAAUUCACACCUCACCAAAGUGCCGUCAAGCUUUUGUUGAUGCUUGUGAUUAUGAGGUUAUUGAUAUAAUUAUACCUUCGCUUGAUUGUACAACACGUUGGAAUUCGACGUAUAAUAUGUUAAAUUCUGCAAUCAAAGUUAAACAAGCAUU